This is a messenger RNA of Myotis davidii, 2111 nucleotides long. It is a transcript of the gene CUNH11orf24, whose product is annotated as chromosome unknown open reading frame, human C11orf24. Gene Ontology annotation, cellular component: Golgi apparatus. The coding region runs from base 1192 to 1818 and encodes 208 amino acids. The record is from RefSeq and is a predicted model, not a curated record. Lineage: Eukaryota; Metazoa; Chordata; Mammalia; Chiroptera; Vespertilionidae. The transcript is spliced from 3 exons.
CCUGGCUGCAGGGCCGUGCUGGGCGGGGAGCCGGUCAGGAUGUUCAUUCCGUGCCCUCGGCUCCCUCCCGUGAUGCUCCGUGGAACUCGGGACCCGCACGGUGAGGGCCCCUGGGGAGACCGAAGGCCUAAGGUGGCUUCAGGCAGGGUUGACUCUGGAGGGACACUGGGGAGCCCCACUCUUGCUGCCUGCCUGCCCUUUGAGUCCCACCGGCCUGCCCUCUGCCCGAAUCGAGCGGUGAGUCAGGGACCAGGCCUGACCGAGUGUGGCCAGGCUGCUGUCCGGGAGGACCAUGUGGGACUCAGGCCGUUGGGCAGGGCUGAGGUGACGGGACACUUGAGGUCAGCUGGCCCCUCGGCUCCCCGUGGCAUCCCUGCAGCAAGGAGUACCAGCCUGUGACACUCAAGAGGGACCCAGGGUGAGUGUGGCAACACCCCCGUGCACCCUAGGCCUCAUCCUGGCAAGGCUUGGCCAUGGUGGCAUUUCCGGAAGUUUCUGCCUUCAGGCUGUCUCCCACAGGUGGACUAUUUAAUUAAUUAAUGGGAUGUACGCUGGGCUCCUGCAACCAGUCCUCUCAGCCUGCCCUCCGUCUCGACAGUGGCGCCCCCUCACCAAUUCCACAGCCUCGUGGGGCCUUGUCCCUGCCUGCCGGCCUGUGCCCUCCCCGCCCCUCACCUGGAGGACAACCUACCUGUCCAGUCUAAUCGCAGAUCCCUCGGCCGGGUAGCCGGCAUCGUUAGCAGCCUGAACGGCGGCUGGGAGCCCCGGGGAGUGCCCGGUUUUGCUCCCGGCUCACCCACAAGAUGUGGACAGCCCUGGUGCUCGCUUGCAUUUCCUUCUUAUCCUUCUCUGAGAGCCGAGUGGCGCCCCGGGAUCCAGGGACCUUCGUCUUCAACCAGACGCGGGCUGAUUUAGUCACAAAAAGCGCACCCAGGGAAACGACGGACAGCAUCUUUAACAGAACCUCGGAGGGCGCGACGACACCCUCUCCUGUCACGUUGGCCAGAGAGCCUUCGGGAGCCGCCCACAGCGCCCCUGCAGUCACGGCAGGGAGGACUGACGUGGGCACCUCGGCAGCUGCCGUGGGUCCCGCCAACCUCACGGACUCCAGGGUCACCACGCCGACGUCCACACGGCCAGCCCCGGCGUCCACGGCAGCUCUCAGCACACCCCGCACCCAGGCUCCCAGCAAUGGUACAUUGCCAACAGCGGCACCUAGGACAACGCUGGCCACCAGCACGCAGACUGCUGCCGCCACCACAGCAAAUGCCAGCAGUGCCACCACGGCAAAUGCCAGCAGUGCCACCACGGCAAAUGCCAGCAGUGCCACCCGUGUCCACCACGGCGGUGACAGCGGAGGGGCCAGCGGCCAGCACAGUGCCAGCUCCUGUGCCACAGGCCAGCCCCACACCUGGGGUGGAAGCCACGUCCUCCACCACACCGCCAAGCCCUGUGUCAUCUCCACGGGGGGCCACGGGGCCUGCCACGCCCUCCACACCCGAGCAGGUGUGGCCUGAGGCCACAGGUGGCCCUGCUUCCACCGGCCCAACCCCCGGGAGCUCAGGGGACCCUCAGGUGCCAACCACGGACUCGUGCCAGCUCAGCACCCAGGGCCAGUACCUGGCGGUCACCACCAGGGCCCUGCCCCUGUCCCCCGUGAACAGGGGGGCGCUGCUGGCCAUGCUCCUGCUUGGGGUGGCCUUCCUCUUCGCGGUCGUGGUCCUGUUUGCGCUGCAGGCCUACGAGAACUACAAGAAGAAGGACUACACGCAGGUGGACUACUUGAUUAACGGGAUGUACGCGGACUCCGAAAUGUGAGGGGGCGGAGGCGGCCUUCGGCUCCAGCUGGACCCUCCGGGGGCUGGGCCUGCCCUCCUUCCAUGUUCCCCCGAGACCAAACCAAGUGCUUCCAAAUCCUUUGGUGCAUUCAGGAGCUCUGCCAGACGUUUAAACACAUUUAAUUACGCUCGGAUUAAUUCACGGUCACUAAAAUGUUGCUUUUUCAUAUUUAUUUUUGUAAACGAUCAUGUUGAUGGAGCGGGCAGUGAUUGGGGCAGGUGGGCCCUGUGGUGUCAGACCCUGGCAGGAAUUAAAGCAAUGGCCGCUUUCCA